Tremella mesenterica DSM 1558 is the source of this 1107-nucleotide messenger RNA. RefSeq lists its product as uncharacterized. Bases 1 to 1107 code for a protein of 368 amino acids. The record is from RefSeq and is a predicted model, not a curated record. The transcript is spliced from 7 exons. NCBI's taxonomy places the organism in Eukaryota, Fungi, Basidiomycota, Tremellomycetes, Tremellales, Tremellaceae.
AUGCGGCCCUUUCGAAAACUCAAGAGCAGCUUGCAGCUCGCACUUGAUCCUGAGCUAGACGAAUCAGACAAAGAGGAUCACUCGAUGGCCGAUGAUGAAGAAUGUCAAACCCCGGAAGAUUUCGCAAGGUCAAUGUACCGUUGCCAAAAUUCUCAAGCGUCGACAAGCGGAUGGGCCAGCGUUGAAUAUCGCUCCUCCAAGUGCAAGCGAACUUCGACUCGUCGCUCACACGCGACUCCAUUCGUUAUAUCCUCUCCUGAUGAAGCAUAUAAUGCCUUCAGUCAUGCUCCUUCUGUUCCCUCGGUGACGAACUCCAAGUCCACAGCAAAAGCGGUGACGUACCGGGCUGAGAUAUCGGUCCCUGAAAUCCCUUUUGAAACCGAUGUUUCGAUUUCUGGCACACAAUUCACAGUCUCGGCAGCCACGACCAUUUAUGGUCCAUCCUCUGAUCAGAGAUCCAACGUAACUAGCACUCCCCUAGACUCGCAUGAUGGCAGUAAUGACGAGUACAAGUGGGAACCUCAACCCGAUCUACCGGUAAUGCGAGCUCGUGAGAGGCGCAUAGAUCCAACAGCCGUAAAGCAUGUCAUGUCUUUUCCUUUCACCUAUCUCCCUGACAUAGCCCAUGUUUGGGCGCCUGAUCAGGCGGAUGCAGCGUUGAGAUUCGAUUUUAACGACACUCGGCUCAACACGGAUAUCCUCUCACAUCACCAAUACUCCUCUAAGGAAUCUUCUCUGCAGUCCUCGAGGAGCUCUACAGCGCGGGCAGACUUGAAUGGUCAAAUCACACCCUCGAAAGAUACCGAGAGCUUGCCCAUGAUCCGUAUUGUUUCUGCGUCGGAGAGUAUAGAAGGUUUCGAGGCAAGAUGCGACGGAACCAACGACUUCACCAACCCUUCAGACUCGUUUGACCAUUGGAUUUCAGGUUCAUCUCCCUCACUGGAGCUCUCACAAGACCGUGGUCGUGUUCCGAGCGAAUUUGGUGUCACCACCACUAGGAGGUCAAGAGGUUAUCUUGAAACCGCCAUAGAGAGCCUUGUACCUCUUCUGUUCCCACUGCAGGAUCGACGACAGAUCACACAUCCCUCCAGCCCAGAAAUAGUGUAA